UCCAUCAGCUGAUUGCUCAGAAACUUUCUGCAGAUUUGUUUAUUUCGCUUAAAAUGUAGUUUUUCCCGUUAUUCUUUUGAGAGUUACUCACAAGUAACACAAAAAUAUUCCGUCAGUAAGAGCGCAGCAAUAGAAACAGCGGAUUUUUUUACAGCUUGGCAAUGGAGUCAGCCUGCGAGGGCACGACAGCAUUGGCAGAUGAUUCCGGCCACUUUAGCUGCACCAGUGACGAGGGAGGUGGCGAUUCUUGCCAAAAGCCGGAGUCGGAACGGGAACAGUCUAUAUUCCUGGUGCGGCAAGAACUUCUUCGGUCGCGCAGUGAGGUGGAAAGGCUGCUGAAGUCGGAGCAGUGGUACAAGCAGGAGCUCAAGUCGCAGAAGCACAGCAGGCUGGAGACACUGGAACGAUUGUACGCCCAGGAGCGCAAAUAUCUAAUGGAGAACCAAAGGCUGCAGCAAGAAUCGAUGCGCCUACACACACGGUGUGCCUCUCUGGAGAAGCAGCAGGAGCAGGAAUCGCCAAAAUCCCCUAGCACAUCAGGAUUUAAGAGGGACUCUGAAUCUUCAGACUCGUCUUUUGAGUAUAAACAACAGGAGGCCCGUUUACGGGAUCAGCGUCAGUUGAUAGACGUGCUUCGUAAGCAAAAGAAGAUGCUUCUGGAUGACAUCCAGCGACUCAGCUUUGAUCACGACGAAAAACUAUCUCAGUUGCAGCAGACUUUGGCCGGCAUGGAGCUGGAGAGCAAGCAUAUGACAGGGAAAUGCAAGCAACUACUCGAACUUAAGAGCCAAAUGGAGCACCAACUAGAGCUAAAAGGCAAUGCCUUGCGUAGUGUCACCGCCGAGAGGGAGCAGCUCCGCCAGGUCAUCGCCGAGCUAAACGAGACGCUGCAAACCCAGGAAAAAUUGCUGGCGAUAAAGGAACAGGAGUUCCUUGAUUUGAAACAAUACUACCAGCAAAAGUUGACUAGGGAAAGUAGCAUAGAUGUCAUGCACUCCUAUAGUAUGAAGUUUCAUAAAGAGAUUAACAGCAAGACAAGUGAAAUUGCCAGCCUUAAGAAUUCUCUUAACGAGCUCCAGGCAGAGUUGAUGAUAAUGUCACAGUUAAAGGAACAAAGCGAGGAGCAGCAACGCCAGUUGGAGCAAUUGGAGUUUUCGCGGCAAGCUCAGCUUUUAGAGGAGGCCCAGCUUCGGCACAACGAUGCUCUCAAAUUGGAACAGGUGGAGCGUUUAACAAUUUCUUUGGCUUCCUUACAACUAGAGAAAGAAAGCCUGAAAGAAAAUUUAAAAGAAGCACAAACCACUCUUAAAAAACUGGAGCAAACGGUACGCACCCUAAAUGGGCAGUAUGCCGAAAUGUGUUCCAAGUGCGAAGAAACCCAGAUGCAGUUGGAACUAGAGAAAAUCGAGAUUGGCAAAUUAAAACAAGAGAGUUCCGUCAAGGAAACUGAGUUAACGCAAAAACUCCAAGCCUAUGCAGUUCAGUGCGAGCAGCUAGAGAAAGCAUUGUUCCAGGCCGAGUCCCAACUGGAUAUCCAAAGCAAAAAUGCUGAGAUCUGGCAAGAGCAGUUAAAAACGAUCGAAAGCUCAAGGCAACAAGAAAUAAAUACAUGCCAAGCGACUCAAACGGACUUUGAGGACCCGAUUCUAACCCAACGCAUAGAGUCUUUGGAGCUCCAAUUGGCAGACGUCAAGGCCCAGAAACUGCAAACAGUUUCCUUACUCCAAAAGCUGCUCCAGCAACAAGAUGCCAAAAUCAAGAGCACAAACAAAAUGGAAGCAGACUGGAUACAACUUCUAGGUGCACUGCAAGCCACUCAACAUUUGGAACUGGAGAUGCGGGCAGAGCUUCAACAGAAGACGAUUGAGUUGGAGCAAUUAAAUGAACUGUUUGCUGGUCAAAAUGAAGAACUUCAAAAGCUGCAAAAACUGAGCCUGGCAAAGGACGAGGAGAAUCGUCUAGAGUUACAGCUGCUAAAGGAAACAUUCCAAGAGAAUCUGGAUAUACACUCUGCUGAUUCUAUUAACUUACAAAGGCUACAAAGCCAGGUAAAAUCUUUGCUGGAAGAGCGAGAGAAAGCUAAUCGAGAGGAACGCAAGGCGGUCGACUGCUUGCGGUCUCUGGGUCAAGUUCUCGAAAUGGAAACGGGGAGAAGGCUGCCACACAUUAAAAGCUGGCCACAAUUAGCCAAACUUCUUCGAAAAGAACUGCGGAACGGGAGAGUUAAUAACCGAAAGGCUGAGGAGUUGCCUGGACUCAAAACAAAGCUGGCGGAGAUGAGCGGAAGGCAUGAGCAGGCCUUAAAAAAAAUUAAGUUUCUGGAACAAACGUUGGCAGCGGAGAGAUCGCGCUUUGAAGCCUCGGAUUCGGGAAAAUCGACGGCGAGCACCACGCCCCAAGAACCCGCCCAUGAGGUGGCUAAUCUGAUCGAUGAUUACAAGAAGCUUGUUCAACAAACCGCCAAUGAGACUCGUCGUCCAACCAACAGCUUCAUCCUGGAGCUGAUCGAGCGAAGCCAGCGAUGCCAACCGAAUUUGUGCCAAUUAACCGACGAUAUUUCAGCAUGUCGUUCAGAUAUGGACGAGCUAAACAUGCUACUUAUGGCUGGUCGGGAUCAAACAAGGGUGGAGGUCAUGCCAUCCCUUAUGGAGGAACUGCGAGCGGUAGCAGAGCACUCUUAGAAUGCCUAACUUAAUUUUCACAAAAAUUUUCGCAGUAAUUUCUGUUGAGUACUUAAUUUAUUUGUUUGUCUCGAAUUUAGUUUGUCAUUGAAAAGUGAAAAAAUUAAGUUUAUAUUUGUGUUAACCCUAGUCUCAUGGUGUUUAUCCUGUUGUAAAUUACUUAGAUCAAUUUACGAAUAUAUAAUAUAUUGUUUGUUUU
Drosophila ficusphila is the source of this 2880-nucleotide messenger RNA. Its product is annotated as interaptin. The record is from RefSeq and is a predicted model, not a curated record. The transcript is spliced from 4 exons. Lineage: Eukaryota; Metazoa; Arthropoda; Insecta; Diptera; Drosophilidae. Bases 162 to 2681 code for a protein of 839 amino acids.